UAUUCGUGGCAAAGCGUUUUUCCCAGUUUGCUUUGAAUCUUACGUGCAGCCUGCGUUUAGUUUGGAUUUGGCUAAAUAUUUGUAAUUGUAAGACUGUAAUCGUCUGAAGAGUUGGAGGUUAGUGCAGAGUGGUGGCUUGUUGCGGAAGACACCGAGAGGAACGGCAGUGUACUGCAGCCUGGAAUCAUCAGGAAUGCAGCAUACGACAGUGUGACUGAGCUCCGCUUUCGUGUUGUCUGACAGCAUCCUCUUCUGUCCGACUGUUUAUCUGCUAUCCAGUUGCUGAGGUUUCUGGUUGAUGAUGGCCUUGCGGGGACUCUGCUCCUCCUUGCUGCCGUGUCUGUCCUCCCGUUCCGCGGUGCAAUUCCCGAAAACGGCGUCGUGGAGUCGCUGGGAGUCGUGGUGGGGUUCCUGCAGUCUGGCACACGGGGAGUCCCUGCCCCUGCAUUCCCCGCAGCAGCAGAGUAUCCGCUGGAAGCGGGCGCGCUCGGUGGCCCCGGGUCCGCGGCAGAACCAGCCGCGCCGCCACUGGAUCACGCCCGAGCUCCCGGCCGGGCUGGAGGCCCGUGAGCAGCUCAGCGCCGAGAACCGCGCCUUCCUGCAGCAGGUCGUCCAGGACACCUACCCCGCCGCCGCCGCCGCCGUCUCGCCCCUGCGCACGCCGCCCCCCGAGCGGGCCCCCUACACCUUCAAGACCCGGCGCUGCGGCCUACUGUGCCGGAAGAUCGGCGUGAUGCCGCAGUGGACCAAGACCGGCAAGAAGAUCCUCACCACGCUGCUGCAGGUCGUCGACAACCACGUCAUCAGCAUGUCGCCGUCGUCGCAGUUCGGGACGACCCACCGCGGCCAGCACUACAAGGCGGCGCGCAAGGGCCUCAGCUCGCUGGUCGUCGGCGCCGAGAGCAUCGACCCCACCAACUUGACGGACGACUACUGCCGGCUCUUCGAGGCCUCGGGCCUGCAGCCGAAGCGCAAGCUGAGCAAGAUGAUCGUCUCGGACCACGCCGUCAUCCCGGUGGGGACGCCGCUGCGGGCCACGCACUUCCGCGUCGGCGACUACGUCGACAUUGGCGGCCGCACCGUGGACCACGGGUUCCAGGGCGUGAUGAAGCGCUGGAACAUGCGCGGCGGCCCGGCCAGCCACGGCGCCACGAAAUCCCACCGGCGCAUCGGCAGCAUCGGCUUCCGCCGGCACAACGGGCGCAUCAUGAAGGGGAAGCGCAUGCCGGGCCACAUGGGCAACACCUACCGCGUGCACAAGGGCGUGCAGAUCCUGCGCAUCAACACGCGCCACGACGUGCUGUGGGUGCGCGGCCGCGCCAUCCCCGGCGCGACCAACUCGUGGUGCAUGGUCUGGGACACGCACGUCCUGCCCAAGCGCCGGCUCAACCUGCAGACGCCGCCGCCCAUGCCGACGCACUACCCCGAGGAGGACGCCCAGCCCCUGCCCGAGGAGCUCGUCCACCCCGACCUCCACGUCUGGGACGCGCCCACCAUCGUCUUCCAGGUCACCGAGGACGACCUCAAGCAGAAGGUCCGCACCGGCGCCAAGACCGCCUUGAAAGCCAAGGCCGCCGCGCCCGCCGCCGCUGCUGCCAAGGCCAAGAAAUGAGCAAUCGCCUCUUCUCUGUCGCGUCCUUCAAUCGUUGUGGCAUACACGGCGUUUUGUACUGUACAAUAAAUAAUUACAGAAAAAUAUUCCUGCUGACUGGAAAGCGACCGAUUUGCAUUUCACUAACUGCAAAACAUGUAGACCACUCAC
Messenger RNA from Paramacrobiotus metropolitanus, 1762 nucleotides. RefSeq names its product 39S ribosomal protein L3, mitochondrial-like. Gene Ontology annotation, cellular component: ribosome; mitochondrial large ribosomal subunit. The coding region runs from base 299 to 1612 and encodes 437 amino acids. The record is from RefSeq and is a predicted model, not a curated record. The transcript has 8 exons. NCBI's taxonomy places the organism in Eukaryota, Metazoa, Tardigrada, Eutardigrada, Parachela, Macrobiotidae. Gene Ontology annotation, molecular function: structural constituent of ribosome. Gene Ontology annotation, biological process: translation.